AUGUUCGGGAGUCGUACGGCUGACUCUGGAAGAGAGCGAGUUUCCUGUGACUUGGAUGCCACCGCCGUUCCGAUUCUGGUCCAGGAAGGAUUAAAAAGCACCGGCUGUGCCAUAGUCUUCCUUCUCCUCUAUUCUUUUGGCAUGGCCUCCUCGCUGUGGUGGGUGAUCCUUACCCUCACCUGGUUUUUGGCUGCCGGACUGAAGUGGGGCCACGAGGCGAUUGAAAUGCACAGUUCGUACUUCCACAUCGCGGCCUGGGCCAUCCCAGCUGUUAAAACCAUUGUGAUCCUAAUAAUGAGGCUGGUGGAUGCUGAUGACCUCACUGGGCUGUGCUACGUGGGUAACCAGCAGCAGGAGGCCCUCACGGGCUUUGUGGUUGCCCCAUUAGCGACGUACCUUCUCGUAGGCACGCUGUUCAUCUGCGCAGGCCUGGUUGCUCUUUUCAAGAUCCGGUCUAACCUGCAGAAGGACGGGGCCAAAACAGACAAACUGGAGCGUCUAAUGGUGAAGAUCGGGGUGUUCUCCGUUCUUUACACGGUCCCGGCAUCCACGGUCAUCGGGUGCUACCUCUACCAGCUCUCUAACUGGGAGGAGUUCAAGACCAACCCCCGGGACUCGUACGUGGCGUCGGAGAUGCUUCGGAUCUUCAUGUCGCUGCUCGUGGGCAUCACCUCGGGCAUGUGGAUUUGGUCGGCGAAGACCCUCCACACCUGGCAGCGCUGCUCCACCCGCUUGCUGAGGGACAGGCAGGCGAGCCGCGGCGGCAAGAGGGCGCCGGGGGAGAGCUGGAUCAAACCGGGGAAGGGCAACGAGACAGUGGUGUGAGAAGACGGAGGGAAAAACUGGACAGGAAAUAAGUUCUGCGUCGGUUUUUUUUUUUUCCCUCAUAGAGAAACUCGCUCUGCCAAAUGAAGGAUGAAGAAAGUCAGCAGGCUGGUUAUAAAUGGGACAGAGGAUAGUAGCCAGACCUUCUCAGAGAAGCCACUGGAUAUAACGCCAUCGCAUGAACUCCCUGCCUCUAACAGGAGCUAUGAAGGAGGAAAUAGGAAGACUGAGUCAUACAGUUCGUCGCAAGAGUAGCCUCUCUACCUCUUAUUAGGUCUCAGUUGCAUAGAGAGGUGUAAAAAACAAACAAAAAUAAAACGGGGGGAAAAAAACAAGAAAAAGAGAUACUGAGUAGGCAGAAAAGCUGCACAUACAAGCACUGGUUCUAGCUCUCCGUCUCUCUUUUUCUUAAGUGCUCAGCAGAAGAGACUCACCCUGCUGAAUGCAGUAAAGCUGUGUGCCAUUGUGACUUUUAAAAAGGCUUUUAAAUGUUACAUUUUGACACUGGAGCAGAUACGCAGAUACCUGGCUUCCCAGAGGCAUCUGGCGACGGCUGAAAAAUGUGUCUGCAGUUAAGUCAAACAUUAAAACAACCACACAGACUAAUAAAAUCCCAAAUACUGCCUUAAAUUUCUACAAUUUGUUUACAGAUAAACGUUCUGGAUUUCUGUCAAGUAAUUUCUUUUGUAUCAUACACUAGUACAUGUGGAUUUUAUCGCUUUGAAUGUGUAGGAAAGAGGCUCUAUGCUGUGAUAAUGCACUAUAAAUGUAUAAUAUGUGAAAUGUGAGCACAAAAGGUAGAAGGUCUGAAAGCAAAUCAUUAAAAUUCACAGUUAUGUCUAGAGAGCCAUUAAAAGGAAUAGUUCCGA
Messenger RNA from Fundulus heteroclitus (mummichog), 1694 nucleotides. RefSeq names its product frizzled-4-like. Lineage: Eukaryota; Metazoa; Chordata; Actinopteri; Cyprinodontiformes; Fundulidae. Gene Ontology annotation, cellular component: plasma membrane. Gene Ontology annotation, biological process: canonical Wnt signaling pathway; retina vasculature morphogenesis in camera-type eye; non-canonical Wnt signaling pathway. Gene Ontology annotation, molecular function: Wnt receptor activity; Wnt-protein binding. The record is from RefSeq and is a predicted model, not a curated record.